This is a messenger RNA of Acyrthosiphon pisum (pea aphid), 489 nucleotides long. RefSeq lists its product as uncharacterized. Gene Ontology annotation, molecular function: nucleic acid binding. The record is from RefSeq and is a predicted model, not a curated record. The annotation marks the transcript as partial. Lineage: Eukaryota; Metazoa; Arthropoda; Insecta; Hemiptera; Aphididae. The transcript has 3 exons.
AUGGCAUCCCUUCAAAGUUACCUUAGUACAACAACUAAGAGAUGUAUACUAUGGACUGAUGAAUCAAAAUUCAUGACAAAUGGAAUCUUGAAUCGUCAUAAUGCUCAUUACUGGACUGAUGAAAAUCCUCAUUGGAUGAGAGAAUCUAAAUUUCAAACCUUUCAUGGAGUAAAUGUUUGGUGUGGGAUUAUUGGCGAUCAAUUAAUAGGUCCAUAUUUUUACAGUGGAACACUAACUGCUCAAAAAUAUCUUGAGUUUCUUCAGAAUACACUUCCGAUACUACUAGAAAAUGUACCACUAGCAACUCGUCAACAUUUAUAUUUCCAACAAGAUGGUUGUCCUGCACACAAUGCUUAUCUGAUUCGACAUUAUUUAAAUGAAAUGUUUCCUGGAAAAUGGAUUGGUACCCAUAGCUCUAUACCUUGGCCGCCUAGAAGUCCAGAUCUAACAUGUUUAGAUUAUUUUUUAUGGGGAUAUUUAAAAAAUAAG